Pygocentrus nattereri (red-bellied piranha) is the source of this 2504-nucleotide messenger RNA. Its product is annotated as G-protein coupled receptor family C group 5 member C-like. The record is from RefSeq and is a predicted model, not a curated record. NCBI's taxonomy places the organism in Eukaryota, Metazoa, Chordata, Actinopteri, Characiformes, Serrasalmidae. Gene Ontology annotation, biological process: G protein-coupled receptor signaling pathway. The transcript is spliced from 6 exons. Gene Ontology annotation, cellular component: signaling receptor complex; intracellular membrane-bounded organelle; plasma membrane. Gene Ontology annotation, molecular function: protein kinase activator activity; G protein-coupled receptor activity. Bases 372 to 1568 code for a protein of 398 amino acids.
GUGUGCUCGUCGUGUUGGUGUUGUUUGCCUUAUCCACCUGUGUGUCAUGUCGGAAACUGGUGGCGCUAGGUGGCGUUGUAGGCUCUCAGGUUGCGCGUGAGACUGAAGCGUUACAGAUAAAAGAGUCUACAUUCGACGGUUUCGAUUCGUUUGUGAAAAUGUGUGGAGAGCAGCUCGAACUGACACAUGUGCAGCUGUUCUGCUGAGUGUGGCCUUGUGUAGAACAUUGUAUUGGCACAGUAGCUGUUGCUUCAGUACUUCAUUAUAUAUGGUUCAGCGCCUGUUGGAGCACUUCAGACAAACUGGGGUAAACAGCUGCUAACCUCAGUCCGUUUCAGCGCCAGGUUGGAAUAUCUCUUGCAGUCACGUCAAUGGCCAUGAAUUCCUUCAGUACAGCACCAGAAGGCUGUCCUUCCUCAAUAGACCCCCGCUACUAUACACUGUGUGACUUGAAGGCAGUGUGGGGCAUUGUGGUGGAGGCAUUUGCCAGCGCUGGGAUUUUGACUUCCUUUUUGCUGCUGCUUGUCAUGGUGUCAAGCCUACCCUUUGUUACUGACAGAAGAAGGAAGAGUGUGUUGGCUCUGCAAGCCACCUUCUUGAUUUUCAGCUUGGGCCUCUUUGGCUUGUCCUUUGCUUUCAUCAUGGGACAGGACAGCACCACCUGCACAGCAAGGAGGUUUGUAUUUGGAGUGCUAUUUGCAGGUUGUUUUGCAUGCCUGCUGAUGCAUAGUCUGUGGUUGGCACUACUGGAUCAGCAUAAAAAAUGCCCAAAGGGAUGGCUGUUCUGGCUGGGAGCUCUUGGUCUUUGGCUGGUGGAGGUCAUUAUCAACACAGAAUGGAUGACAAUUACACAGAUGCCGCAAGACAAUUCAGCAGUGAUCAGAAGCGUAUGUGAUAUUACCAAUAAGGAUUUUACCAUGGCACUUAUUUAUGUCAUGGUACUAUUGGUUGCUGUAGUACUAAUGGCUGUGCUAUCAAUGACCCACACGCACAAGUCAUUCUGGCGAGAUGCACUCUACAUCCUGUUGACUGGGCUCCUCUCCUUUUCUAUUUGGUUGGUUUGGAUUGUGAUGUAUAUUCAUGGCAACAAGAUUUUACAACAUUCCAACUGGGAUGAUGCCACACUGGCCAUAGCUCUGGUGUCUAAUGGUUGGGUUUUCCUCUUGAUAUACAUCAUUCCUGAGAUCUGUGCUCUCACCAAAGACAUAGAAGAUGUGGAAAUAAGCCUUGAAGGCCAACAUUGCUUUUCAAGUAUUAGAGUGUAUGAGAACUUCCUGAGAGACCAGACAGAUAGCCGACAGGGCAGUGGAAUGGAAAGUAAGACGUUCUCAAAGCAUGAGUUUGAUACAGCAAAGAAGCUGAUAUCACCCUAUAGCGGAUAUAAUGGGCAGGUUCGCAGUCGUGUGUACCAGGCUACUGAACUCGCCAUCAUAAGUGAGGGACCAAUUAAUGAAAUCUCCCAUGAGGAAGUGCUGCCUAGCGCAACAGCUCCACCUCUGGUUCCAGGCAGCAGCAGUCGUCUGCCUAGAGAUAACCUUUGUCUCCAACAGGACCCACUCCAGAAGUAGUGCACUAAUGUGACUAUUGGACCAUUCUCUGGAUUCCUCUUAUUCGCUGUGUGGACAACAUGUGUAUGGGUCCUUUUCUUUUCAAACUUUUUGUUUAUUGUAUCCAUCCAUUUUUCAUCAACCAUUCAAUGCUGUUGUUAGUUCUUUGCUUUUCUCUACAAUAAUGAAUAACAAAUGUAUUUUCACUCUUUCUAAACUUCUAAAAAUUAAGAAAGGAUGAUUUUACCUAAAGCAGAGGGGCCCAGGCUGUUUUUUUUUGAGGGUCCAAAGUGUAAUGUUUAUGGUGAGGACAAACAAGACAAAAUAUUUACAGGCUAAUAGAGUGUACCUGGCUGUGGUGGAGAGAAAUGAAGAUAAUAAAAUCAAAAAAUAUAUACACAAACUCUGAUUGGCUGAGAGAUUGUGGGGGUUUAAGUACUUCAUAGGUGUGCCAAGUCAAAUGUGCCAGUAAUUAUUAGUGGUAAAAAGGAUCAUUCAGUGCUAGCGGUCACAUGCUGACAAGUAUUAUUAUUAUUAUUAUUGGUGUUGUUUUUAUUUAGCAAUAAUAACAGUUAUAAUAAUGGUAUUUUAGAAUAAUGGUGUUAAAAUCUGGGUUGGGGGCAGUUCAGCUGAGGAGCUCAACUUGUAAUUCAUAUUUACUUAAGUAUUUACUGACAGUUCAAAGCAAUUAAUUCAUUCAUCUUGUAGCUGGACAGCAAUCUUAAACUGAUUAUACCUGAAUUGAUUGAACUGGCCCCAUUCCAGGAUUAAAAUAAAAGCAUAUUUAUUUUUCUACACAUGUCUGAGGAUAAUAUGUAACUUAUCUGUGAUGUUAAUUUUCAUAUUUUUAAAACUAAAUAAUAUAUAGAUGUAUGCAAUGAUAUGAUUUUUUCUGAAAAUAGUUCACAUCUUCUACAGACAACACACUUCUGCACAUUUUGAUUUCAAAUAUUGGGG